AUGUCUACUAAUCAAGUGACAACCAAUGAUGAUGAAGAAAACAUAGUAACAUGCAGUGAACUACUUGAACAAAUCGAUGAUGAAGAAGCAGAACUAGAUCGAGAACGUGCACUCUAUGGUAAUUGUGAUACGGAUACAUGUACAUACUCACAGGGAUAUGUACACCGGCAAGCUUUAUUUGUUUGCAUGACUUGUUAUAAUAAUAAUAAUGAGCAAUUAGCUGGUGUUUGUGCGGCAUGUGCAUUUCAUUGUCAUAGUAAUCAUGAAGUUAAUGAACUAUAUACGCGACGAUUUUUUCGAUGCGAUUGUGGAAAUUCAAAAUUAAGUCAUCAACCCUGUAAACUUUAUCCAAAUAAAGAUUCAACGAAUGCAGCUAAUAAAUAUGAUGAUAAUUUUCGUGGUUUGUAUUGCACAUGUAAACGUCCGUAUCCAGAUAAAGAAUCAACGACAGGUGAUGAUGAUGCCAUGAUUCAAUGUAUGAUCUGUGAAGAUUGGUUUCACAGUCAACAUUUGGGCGUUCCAUUACCAAUGGAAGAAAAUGAAGCUGAUCAAUCGGACAUGAUAUGUCAAGGAUGUGUAUUGAAAUAUCCAUUUUUAAUUCAUUAUGAUGAAUCUCUUGCAAUUACUUCAUCUCCUGUAGAAAACAAUGCUGCUGCUAGUAAUAGUCCGUCAUGUUUACUUGUUUCAAACAAUAAUAAUAGUCGAGAACUUCGUACCAUUUUUCUACGUGAUGGUUGGAGAAAACGAUUAUGCCGUUGUGUUCAAUGUCAAAAAUUAUAUGAUGAUUCAAACCUUAUGAUCGUAUUUAAUGAUGACGAUGCUAUUCAAGAAUACGAAAAGCAGUCAUUAGCGAAAACUGAAAAUCUAGAUGCAGAUAAAAUCUUAACAGAGUCAUUGAAAAAUCUUGAUCAUGCAAAAAAAUUGGAAGUUUUACAUGGUAUUCAUGAAUUUAAAAAAUCGCUUGGAGAUUUUCUUCGCGAUAAAGCAAAUGGUGAUGGAGUAUUAACAGCUAGUGAUGUCACAACAUUCUUUGCUGGACUACAAGAAAAACGCAAAGAACAACAACGUACAACAUUUAUGCCUCCUGAUAAUUGUAAAUUUUAA
This is a messenger RNA of Rotaria socialis, 1104 nucleotides long. Lineage: Eukaryota; Metazoa; Rotifera; Eurotatoria; Philodinida; Philodinidae. The record is from the annotation of a GenBank genome assembly.